Aureobasidium melanogenum CBS 110374 is the source of this 996-nucleotide messenger RNA. RefSeq names its product peroxisomal membrane protein-like protein. The record is from RefSeq and is a predicted model, not a curated record. The transcript is spliced from 2 exons. Gene Ontology annotation, molecular function: ADP transmembrane transporter activity; AMP transmembrane transporter activity; FMN transmembrane transporter activity. Bases 1 to 996 code for a protein of 331 amino acids. Gene Ontology annotation, cellular component: peroxisomal membrane. Lineage: Eukaryota; Fungi; Ascomycota; Dothideomycetes; Dothideales; Saccotheciaceae.
AUGUCUCAAACCGCUGCUGUCAAGGACGAGCUGCAGAAGUCGACUGCCACUGCUCCUCCGGAUGCAGUUUCUCAACAGUCUGACAAUGUCGCCCAUGCUCUGGCUGGUUCUGGUGGUGGUCUCAUUUCCAUGGCUCUGACGUACCCUCUGAUCACUUUGUCAACACGCGCUCAAGUCGAAUCCAAGAAAGCCGACACCAACGUGCUUGCAGCAGCUCGCAAAAUCAUCGCUCGCGAAGGUGUUCGCGGUCUUUACGCAGGUCUCGAGUCUGCUCUUUUCGGCAUCAGUGUUACCAACUUUGUCUACUACUACUGGUACGAAUGGACCCGUGCUGCUUUCAUCAAGGCUGCAAAGGCUGCCAACCGUCCCAACGCUAGCAAGCUCAGCACAUUGGAGAGCAUGAUCGCUGGUGCGAUUGCUGGAAGCGCAACCGUGCUCAUCACCAACCCCAUCUGGGUCGUCAACACUCGCAUGACAGCCCGCAAGAACGAGAGCGAUGAGAGUGCUCUGCCCACCGAGCAAGGAGCAAAGCCCAAGAAGCUCAGCCCCAGCACCAUUGGCACGCUUCUGUCCAUCAUCAAGGAUGAAGGCUUCAUGAGACUCUUCGCGGGUGUGUUGCCAGCUCUUGUGCUGGUCAUCAACCCUAUCCUCCAAUACACCAUUUUCGAGCAGCUGAAACAGUCUGUUGAGAAGCGUCGUCGUGUCACACCCAAGGACAGCUUCUACCUCGGAGCUUUGGGCAAGCUCGCAGCCACCACCAUCACUUACCCUUACAUCACUGUCAAGUCUAGAGCCCACGUUGCCAGUGGCGAGAAGGAGGGCAUGUUCGAUAGCUUCUCAAGGAUCUUGCGUGAGGAGGGCUGGGCUGGUCUUUACGGAGGCAUUGGUCCCAAGGUUACUCAGAGCGUCAUCACUGCAGCUUUCCUGUUCGCAUUCAAGGAUGCUCUUUACAACGCAACAGUCAAGGCUCGCAGAACCAUUGCCAAGAAGGCAUAA